UGCCUAUCCGGGAGCUGAGCUCCGGCCCCGAAGGUUUCUGCUUGUGGUGUGGAGUGGUGUCGGGCGGGAGCACCCAGGCCGGAACGUCGGGCUGGGGCACGGGGCUGCACGUUCACGAGCGCAGCGCCGACUGUGACCUGGUGACCAUGGCGGGGUCACAGCCCUUGGCCCUGCAGCUGGAACAGUUGUUGAAUCCGAAACCGCGUGAGGCGGAUCCUGAGGCCGACCCGGAGGAGGCCACUAGAGCCAGAGUGAUUGACAGGUUUGAUGAAGGGGAAGAGGAGGAAGGUGAUCUGGCAGUGAGUAGCAUUAGAAAACUGGCACCAUCCUCCCUCUUGGACACAGACAAAAGGUAUUCUGGCAAGACCACUUCUAGGAAAGCUUGGAAAGAAGACCAUUGGGAGCAGACUCUGCCAGGGUCCUCUGACAAAGAAAUAUCUGAUGAAGAAGAAUCUGGAGAUGGGGAUUCAGAGGGCCUGGGCCUGGAAGAAUCUGAGGAGGAAGAGGAAGAGGAGGAGGAGGAGCUAAGUGCUACUGAGGAAGAGGAUGCUGACAAUGAUUUGAAGAUCAGUCUGGCUCAGAAGAAGGGCAGAGGGCGUUCUGCAGAAAUGCCAGGCUUCAGUUUCCAGGGCAUUAGUGAUUUUGAGAAAUUUACAGAAGGAAUGGAUGACCUUGGGAGCAGUGAGGUGGAGGAAGAGGAAGAGAGUGGCAUGGAAGAAGGAGAUGUUGAGGAAAACUUAGAAGGUGAGAGUGAAGAAGACAGGGAAGGAGACAGGAACAGUGAAGAUGACGGUGUGGUGAUGACCUUCUCCAGUGUCAAAGUUUCUGAGGAAGUUGAGAAAGGAAGAGCUGUGAAGAAUCAGAUAGCGUUGUGGGACCAGCUCUUGGAAGGAAGGAUCAAACUACAGAAAGCUCUGUUGACUACCAAUCAGUUGCCUCAACCAAAUGUCUUUCCGGUCUUCAAGGACAAAGGUGGCCCAGAAUUUGCCAUUGCUCUAAAAAAUAGUCACAAAGCACUUAAAGCAUUAUUAAGGUCAUUGGUGGAUCUUCAGGAAGAAUUACUUUUCCAGUACCCAGAUACUAGAUAUCUAGUAAAUGGGAUGAAACCCCAGACGGAGAGUGAGGAAAUUUCUAGUGAAGAUGAUGAGUUAGUGGAAGAGAAGAAGAAGAAGCAAAGAAAGGGCCCACCAAAGAGGAAACUAGAAAUGGAGAACUAUCCCAGCUUCAUGGCAAAGCGCUUUGCUGACUUUACAGUCUACAGGAACCGUACACUGCAGAAGUGGCAUGAUAAAACCAAGCUUGCUUCUGGAAAACUGGGCAAGGGUUUUGGUGCCUUUGAACGUUCGAUAUUGACUCAGAUUGAUCACAUUCUGAUGGACAAAGAAAGAUUGCUUCGAAGGACACAAACCAAGCGCUCUGUCUACCAAGUUCUUGGCAAACCUGAACCAGCCCCUGCGCCUGUAACAGAGAGUUUGCCAGGAGAACCGGAGAUCCUUCCUCAAGUCCCUGCCAAUGCUCACCUGAAGGACUUAGAUGAAGAAAUAUUUGAUGAUGAUGACUUUUACCACCAGCUCCUUCGAGAACUCAUAGAGCGGAAGACCAGCUCCUUGGAUCCAAAUGAUCAGGUGGCCAUGGGAAGGCAGUGGCUUGCAGUCCAGAAACUACGAAGCAAGAUCCGAAAGAAAGUAGAUAGAAAAGCCAGCAAAGGAAGGAAACUUCGGUUUCAUGUCCUUAGCAAGCUCCUGAGUUUCAUGGCACCUAUUGACCACACUUCAAUGAAUGAUGAUGCCAGGACCGAGUUGUAUCGAUCUCUUUUCGGCCAGCUCAACCCUCCUGACAUGGACCAUGGGGACUGAACUCGCUGUCCUCUCACCCCAGACCCCGACCCCCACACCAGGACCCACCUGGCUGCUUCAAGGAUAGAUGACUUCGGGGUGCAGCACUGGGGAUCCCUGGAACCGUGCUCUUUUGGGAGCAUGUACCUUACAUCCAGGAAAGCUCAGCCUCUGAGUCUUUUAACAUUCAGAUAUUAUCAGGGCUAGAGCCAUGGCUCAGGGGUUAAGAGCACUUACUGCUCUUGGAGAGGACCCAAGUUCAGUUCCUAGCACCUACAUCCAGUGUCUCAGAACAGCCUCUAACUCCAGUUCCAGGGGAUGGGGAUUCAGUGCCAUCGUGUGGCCUCUGUAAUCACCAGCAUUCAGGUGUGUACUCAUUCCCACACAGACAAAAUUAAAACUUAAAUAAAUCUUUUUAAAGAAA
Myodes glareolus (Bank vole) is the source of this 2259-nucleotide messenger RNA. It is a transcript of the gene Aatf, whose product is annotated as apoptosis antagonizing transcription factor. Lineage: Eukaryota; Metazoa; Chordata; Mammalia; Rodentia; Cricetidae. Gene Ontology annotation, biological process: regulation of transcription by RNA polymerase II. The record is from RefSeq and is a predicted model, not a curated record. Gene Ontology annotation, cellular component: nucleolus; nucleus.